UAGGGUCCACAGUUAUCAAUAUCAGCUCUCCCUAAUUUGAAAAAUCUCACAGCAGUUUGGCAGAUUUUCAAGCCUAGUCUAGAGCUGAAGUGAUAUUUCCUGCAAUGGGAUGGUUGUUUUUAGCAGAAAUAUCGACUGCGUGUUAUGGAUGGAAACUUGAGAAUGACUCGAGGGAUUCUGGGGCGGCUCGGGAGCAAGUCAGUGAGCAGAAGAAGAAGAAUCAUUGUUGGCUUGAAAUCUGAUACUUGCAGUAGACAAGUUUUGUUGAGGUUGCUCCAGUUGGUCGUUGUGCGUGGGGACAGCGUGCUUGCAGUUCAUGUUCAGCAGCACCAAGAUGAUGCCUUUGAUGCCAAUACAUUCCACAUGUAUGAAGAUAUCUGCAAAUCAAAGCAGGUGGAUUUUGAAGUCAAGAUUUGUAGUGGAAGCUGCUAUAUAGCAGAGCUAGCACACCAAGUUAGAGUAACAUUUGCAACUAUCCUUGCUGUUGGAUGCAGCAGCGGCUGCAGCCCGGAAAGUACAACUGUUGCCAAAUGCCUGAAAGCUUUGCCUCCUACGUGCAAGCUUCUGAUAAUGGGCAGUGGAGGGAAAGUCAUAUUACAACAGAUGGGGACCUCACAGCAAGGAUCCAGCUCCAGAGUUUGUCGAACAUUUGUGUCGUCUUUAUCAGAAUCCAGCAGCUCCGAUCCACAUAUGUCCAGGCCUCAAGUCAGGAAAUCUUGGUCCAUGCCAUCCUCAUCAACAGCACCUUCAACUUCAGAGCAAUCCCAGAGUGGAAAUUUGUCUCCAACAUUGUUCCAAAGAUCGGUCAUUGUGGAAAUGAGAGGCCGUGACAGGUGCUUCACGUACAAAGAACUCAAGCAUGCUACGGGAAGUUUUGGUGCUGAUAUGUUGAUUGGGGAAGGUCCAAACAGUCGGCUCUAUAAGGGGGUUCUUGGAAACGGCCAGGCAGUGACAGUGAAGGUUCUCGGAGACUCGGGCUCCCAUGAGGCUGAAGAAGUUUUUCUUCGAGAAGAGGAGGUUUUGAGUGGCUUGAAUCAUGAAAACAUAGUUCAAAUCCUUGGAUAUUGUAACUGUAAAGAAAUGCGUGCAGUCGUUUACAGCUUAAGCGAUUCAAGCCUCAAGCAAAAGCUUGACCAGUUGAAAUGGUGUGAGAGAAUGCAAGUUGCACUUGGUGUGGCUAAGGCGUUGGAGUACCUUCAUUCAUGCCAUCCUUCGAUUAUACAUACUGAUAUCAACUCAUCAAAUAUCCUCCUUCAAGAAGAUGGAAGGCCACUACUGUCUGAUUUUGGAGCUGCAAUAGUCAAUCUGUCGUCAGCCAGUCGAUCCACUACAUACAGAAGGCCGGCUCAUGUAGUCGAGACGUUCAGAUACUUAGCCCCGGAGUACAUAAUGUAUGGCAAAGUUGAUGAGAAGGUAGAUGUGUAUGCUUAUGGGAUUUUGCUGUUGGAACUGAUAACUGGGAAAGAAGCUACUAGAACAAAUCAAGCAUCAAAUGAAGCAAGUCUAAUUCUUUGGGCAAGGUCUCUGCUGACAUGUGGUGUAUACGAACGCCUUAUUGAUCCCAGCCUAAACGAAGAGUACAAUGAUGAUGAGAUGAAAGCCAUGAUGAUCGUAGCACGCCUGUGUCUCUUGCAUUCGUCUUCUAGGAGGCCAACAAUGAAGAUGAUCCUAGAAUUCCUCGCAGAGCCAAAUCACGUGUUAGAUAUCCAGAAAAGGAGUGGGGAUCUUCUCGUGCAAAUGGAUCCCGGGAAUGAGAGGGACUUAAGCAGGCAUGCCCAGUAGGGUUCUGGUGAUGUAGCCUAUAGAUGAUGAACUCUAGUUUCUCUUUUCGAUUUCAAGUGCAUAUGUAUGAGUGUACUGAUUCAUUCAGUUUUUGUCGUACUAUGCUGUAUCUUCUGUUGUGUCGUGAAAUAUGAUGUCUGUUUUCUGUCGA
Messenger RNA from Salvia hispanica, 1933 nucleotides. The record is from RefSeq and is a predicted model, not a curated record. NCBI's taxonomy places the organism in Eukaryota, Viridiplantae, Streptophyta, Magnoliopsida, Lamiales, Lamiaceae.